GCGACGGCGGCGGAGCCUGAGUGAGCGAGCUGAGCGAGGCGCGUCCACCUGGCGGGCCCCGCGCAUGGAGCUGAAGCAGAGGCGGCGGCGGCGGCAGCAGCAGCAGCAGCAGUGAGCGGGAGCAGCGGCGGCAGCUCGACCAGCUGCGGGCGACCGCGGCGGCAGCCCAAGCCUUGACCGCGGCCAGCUACAGCUCGGGACACCGGCUGCGGGAGUCGCUGGCGACGUGUGCCUCGGGAGGCGGCCUGCGAGGUUUAACGACAUUUGAAAUUGGAAUGAAACAAUAAGAGGCUACAUUCAUGGAUAACCAACAAGACAAAGCUAUUGCUGCCUCAGCCAAUGGAGAAAACAAUCUGAUGAAUGGGGUCAAAGAAAAUGACUCAGAGGACCAGGACAUGGCAAUGAAGUCAUUUGCAGCUCUAGAAGCUACUACACCAAUCCAGCCUAUACCAGUGGUACAAAAGGAGUCUCCAAUGUUUCCCAGGGGGCUCCUACCACUGCCAUCUAAGAAGCCGUGUAUGCAGAGCCCUCCAUCUCCUUUGGGCCUGAUUGAAGCACCUGAUCAUUCUGCUAAUAGUGCGUCUGUGAAUGCCAUCUCCCUCACAUCUGGAGCUGCAAAAGGCCUGAACACAUGGUCACUGCCCAACGAAUGUGAGAAAGCUCCAUUUGCCAUAAUGGAGCCUGCAGGCAUGUCAGCUCUGAAUGGAGACUGCCUCAUGCAGCCAAGCCGGACUUGCUUAGGUUGCUUCAUGGAAUCGAAAGAAGCAGUAGACCCUGAGCCAGGGAUCAGUCUGAAAGUCAGUGAUCUAAACAGAGAUUAUGAAACAUGCGCAGUCUCUGAUAUAGGUAUUCAAUGCAUUAAUGCUGGGGAAAACAUCAAAUACGGAGAGCAGCUGCUUUCUGACCAGCUGUUAGGCUUCCCCCUGCAUAAAUCAAGGGCAGGAGAUAGACGAGAAACUGAGAAACCUGACAUUGACUUGGAAGAUCCAACUCAGAAAAGUUAUUAUGAAGCAUUACUGUUAGAUAAGUGCAAUACAGAAGAAGCUUUGCUGGCAAAUUCCAAUCAGGAUUGGGGUUACUUUGAGACUUUUAUUAGUGAGAGUAAAAUUGAACUACUUGACCUCUGUUCGAAGAAUGAACUAUCUGUUAACCUAUUCUCUGAAGAAGAUGUGGAUAACUACAUGUUUGAUGAUGAUGAGUCAACACUGGGCAGUGAUGUUUGCUCCCUCAAAAUUCGAUAUGAGUCCUUUCAGGACAAUGUUCGAGACAAGACCACUCUUCUGAUGCAGGAAGAUGCCCAAUUCAAUUUUUUCCCCAGUGUCUUUACUACGUGUCCCAAGCGGGAAUCUAAGAGUGGAAUUCUCAAGCAGAGCAGUGAUCUUUCUCAAUUCAAGGUCCCUGAUGUAAGCAUCAUCUGGGGAGAAGAAGAUAAAAAUUUAGACAAGAAGAAAGGCAAAGAAGAAGUACAUGAAGACGAAAGUAUAGAGAAAAAAGAUGAAAAAGAUGAUGGGGGAAAGGCUGAAUUAGAUAAUAAAGUGGAUAGCGGGCUUGAGGUAGAGCAGUUUAAGACCCUAAAGCCUGACCACCUUACCAAUUCCCUGGAGACAUCAGGGAAUUUCAGUGAUGACAGUUCCUUCAUUGAGGUCUCAUAUGAUGCCAUGGGGGAGAUCAAAGACUGUAGCCGCUAUAUGGCUCGGGACACUAAUUCUGGCAGCUCAUCCUCCCAGCAGAACUAUGGGCUGCGAGCCAAGAGAAAAGUCAGAUACAGUGAAGAUUAUCUAUAUGAUGUUGACUCACUAGAGGGGGAAAAAGUAAAUGAGAGAAAGGAAUGGCCUCCAGGUGGCUCCAAAGAAGAAGAUGAUGAUGAAUGGUGUCCCAAAAAGAGAAGAAAAGUAACCCGUAAGGAGCCCCCUGUUAUUAUCAAAUAUAUCAUUAUCAAUCGCUUUAAAGGUGAGAAGAACAUGCUGGUGAAGCUGAGUAAGGUAGAUGCCAGUGAGACAACAGUUAAUCUGAGUGAGAAUCAGCUCAGUAAGUAUGCCAAGUUAUCACCUUUGAAGGGCUUCUGGCAGAAGAAGAAAAAGCAGAGAAACAGCACUACAGACUCUAUCAAAACGCCCUUAUGCCAAAAGCAAAGCUUUGAACCAGGUAGCUUUGAGGUGUCAUUCCUGCCACCUGCUCGUAAACGAAAAUCUAAGCUUGGCAAUAGACAUAGGAUUCAAAGGAUCCAAUCCAUGGAAAGCUCAGCAAGUAGUAAGCAGGUUUCAUUCUGCAGUGAUCAGAGACAAGCUAGCAGUCGCAAAGAAGAAGGCAGUUUAAAAGGUACACUGAAAGCAGCACCUCUUGCUGCCCCAAGCUGUGCCAAUGGAUCCCAUUUACAUGGCAUCAUAGUCCCUGACUCUGUGAAAGCCAAAGCUCAAGAGCCAGAGUUCAAGGGGCCAGAGAGGAAAGUGCUCAACAAAAUUAAAUUUAAAAGUGAAGCUAGAUUAAAAUCCAAAAAAAUCAAAACUGGACAAGAGAACAAACCGGUUGUUCAAAUGAGCCCUGUCUUAGAAGACCCAUCCAUCAAGGCUAACUUAAAAAAUGAAGUCACUCCUGGGACCUCAAACAGUUCCCGUCUGUCAGAAUUUCACGAGACAAAGGUUGUUAAGAAUUCCACUUUCUUACCAACCACCUGCUCUUCAGAAAUGCCUCUGUCAUCUACUAAUGUUGCCACCAAUAUACCUGUUAUUCCUGGAGGGUAUCUGCAAACACUGUUAGAUGCUUCUGACUUGUCCAAUAAUACUAGCAUCUCAUACUUCACCAACCAUUCUCCAGAGCAAAAUGAAGGCAGCCUCGCUCAAACGGAAAAAUCAUUUGUACCUCUCCAGUCUGCUCAGGAUUGUGUGCUGUCCUCACCUUCUGACUCUGAGCUGCAACAUUCAUCUCAUAACUUCAAAGUGGAAGCAAGCAACUAUGGAAGUCUGUGGCCCGAUAAGGAUACAUCUGCUCCCCAGGACUUUAUGACUGAAGUCUCAAGGGACAUAGGCACAAACCAAUCUAGUGAAUUUGAAGCCUCUCAAGUUGUCUCCAUGGAGAAUAACCUCACAGCUAUAACAUAUAGUCCUGUCUGCCUCAGUAGUGGUGGGAGUGGUUGCAACAAGGUUCUGUAUGCCUCUGUGCAGGACACCCAUCUCCCAUCUGAUGACUCGUAUCAAUUGUGUCACUUUAAUAAUGGCGAGAUCUGCUUUCCUUUCCAGCAGGCCCCAGUCAGUACAGAUGAUGAUGGCCGGCUCUUUAGCUUUGACUCGAUGACUCCCCUUUCUGUUAGUUCAAGCAACUAUUGUUCCUUAAGCUUGAAAUCCUGUGAAAAAGAUGGUGAUGACGAUAUCACUGAUGACUUCCUGGCCCACUGCAGCCCCAAACUGGUGAUCCAGCAGAGCAUUGAUGAGAUAGCACCUCUAAAGGAGUCCACUGACCUCCUCGAUAUCUCCAACUUCACUCCUGACAAGUUCCGCCACUCUUCCCUUUCAGAAAUAUCUCCACCAGACACCCCCAGUCUUUCUCCUCAGAGUACCAGAUGUGAGAGUAUCAAAACACUAGGAACAAUGAAGGGAUUCCAAGAAGGCAUUGCAGGAUCGUUGGGCAGCAUGGAGAAAAUCAAGUGGGACUGUGCUACCCUUUCACAACAGGUCCAAGCAGAUGAUGGCUUUACUUUAAAUAACCAUCAGUUUCAGUUCCAUAUGUUCAAUGAUGAGGACUCUGUUGGCCUGCUCCAAAAAACCCCUUGCCUGUCAACAUUUGAUGAGUCAGCUGGGCAAAUUAGUACCAACAACAAAGUGUCAAAAUCAAGAAAGAAAACAUCGCCUGGCAAGAGUGGAGUUGUGAGCCAAAGUUCUUCUCAGAAAAACACCAGGAAAAAAUCUCCAAAAGCUAGCAACAAAGGGGUUGAAAAGCCACCUAGCAAAACCUCACGCCAGGUUCCCAAAUCAACAAAGAAAGGGAAAUAUGUGGCUGCUGUCAAUGGAGAGAAAAUGCAAAUUGGGAUUGGCCAUAGUGGGAGCCAACCUAAUACCACUUCCUCUAGUGGAAAAACACUGACUGAAUGUAUUCAACAUGGUGGUCCUGUUGCUCCUAUGAAGAUGCCAAGUCAAAAGGGACUUUCUGGAGAUUGGGCUUUGGGAAAGGAAAGCAGGCCAGGAUGGAAUGACAUAAGCGUAGGCACUAAUGCCAACAACCUUCUGGAUGAUGACCAACGGGAAUUUCAAGAGCCUUCUUAUAUCUUGUCCAACAUUGCCUCUGGCAUGGCAGACGUGCAGAGAUUCAUGAUGGCCUCCAUAGAGCCCCUUUGGGAACCCAUGGAGCAUCAAGGAGAGUCCAACACAUUCUACUCCCCUGAUUCCAAUAGCCUAAAGUUAAAAACCCUCAAGAUAUUGGCUGGGACACCACAAGAAUCUAAGAAAAAAGUUAAUAAUGGGUCUUCAGGAGCUACUAAGAAUCAUAGGUCAGUCAAAAGUGUGAGCAAAAGCAAUGGGAAAGCAGCAAUUGGUGAUCCUGGUCGUGCAGACAUGCCUGGUUACAGUGAGGACUCUCGAUCUGCCUUCUUUGAUAAAAAGUACAGUAACAUAAGCACUUUAGGCAAUAAUGGACCAACACACAAAAAAUUAUAUCGUCACAAGUCCAGCUCCAAGGCCCUGCGAGAUGAGAAAUAUAAGGGAAAGCGCAUGGACCGAGAACAGGUCCACAAGGAUGAGGUUGGGACAGCUUCUUUUGAAAAACUGAGGUAAUACUGCACCAAAUGACUGAGAAGAAAAGCGCCCUUGGCUUUACUACUACCUGCUGAGCCUCAGAGUUCCUCAUUUUUCCCUCUUGAAAGCAGACGUUUGCAUGAGAGACUCUUUCCCAUUCUCUUUUUUCAAAUUAAAAAGAAAAGAAAAAAAAUGCAUGGAAAUCCCUUUAAGCCACCCAAAAUAUCGGGCAAUUUUGUUGUGGCUUAGCUAGGGAUAAGUUCUAACAAAGGCUACGUUUUUCUUCUAUUCAGCGUUAAUUUUUGCUUAUUAAGAAAAUAGAACUAAAAUAUGCUCUUGAAUGAUUUUUGGAAUGGAAGGGCUUUGCAAUAAAGACAGAUUCUGAACAACAUAAUCAAAAAGUCAUGUAGACAAAAAGCCAAGAUCAUUUAAACAAAAGAGCAUUAGCUGUCAACACAUGACAACUAGGAGUGCUUUCUCUAUCUUUCUGCAGCAUACAACAUUUAGUAUGGUGUCAGUAUAUUUACAUGGUAUGAUCCCUUCGUGGGACACACAUCAAAACUUACUAAGAUGGUAUAAAUUCUUUGAUUCUUUUCUGCAGGGAUUAACAGCUACAAUCUCCUAAAAGCAGAAACAGCAUUUUGGCUUUUACCUGUGUUUGAAGAAGAGACUCACAUUUUCCAGAAAGACAUUUGAUGUUUGUGUUUUAUUUCUUUCAAAAUAAACUUUGUGGUAUGUAUGUUGACCUGUAAGUGCUUAAAAAGAGAAUUUUAAAUUGUGGGAAUAAGUCUUUGAAAUCAAACUUUAAUCUGAUGUUCUGUGUAAAAGAUUUCUAAAGUCAUACAGUUGCACGAGUAGUUUAUGCACUGUUUGCCCACUAGGGAAAAAAAAAAGGAAAACAUUGUGCCAAACUACAAAUUAGUAACUGUACUGUAUAUAGUUUUACUUCUAUAUCAACAUUUGGUUGUGAGUAUUUGGGGGACUUGUCCCUGUGAAUUUACUAGAAACAUUCCAGUGAUUCUUGCUAUUAACCACCCCCACUUUUGUGGAUAGCACCUGUAGAUCACAGUGGAAAAAAAUAUGUUGUGUUAUACAGUUUACCAAAACAAAGGAUAAUGUUUGAAUUGUGCCAAAUUUUCUUACCUCAUCUCAUAAAUUCACCCCACAGUUUAAAGCUCAUUAGGGAUUAUUAUUAAGUAUAUAUGCACACACAUGUAUGCAAUGUGUGUAUACAUAUACACAUCCAUACAUAUAUUCUUUUAAUGUUUUAAACUCUACUAUCCUGUGUGGAAACAUGAACAGAAAACAAGGCACAAUAAAGAUUUGUUCAUUCCAUCAUCUAAAGAGUAAAAUGUUGGAAAAGCUUGAAGGUCACAACAGCUAAGUCCAUCAAGGACAGAGUAUAUGCAUUUACA
Messenger RNA from Acomys russatus (golden spiny mouse), 6139 nucleotides. It is a transcript of the gene Nexmif, whose product is annotated as neurite extension and migration factor. Gene Ontology annotation, cellular component: nucleus. Gene Ontology annotation, biological process: negative regulation of cell-cell adhesion mediated by cadherin; negative regulation of neuron migration; negative regulation of cell-matrix adhesion. The coding region runs from base 300 to 4763 and encodes 1487 amino acids. The record is from RefSeq and is a predicted model, not a curated record. Lineage: Eukaryota; Metazoa; Chordata; Mammalia; Rodentia; Muridae. The transcript has 3 exons.